GGAGACAAUUUUACCCCUGGUUUACUGAACAUUUGAAAUUGGAGUUUGUAUACAAAAAUACUGCUGUGAGAUGAUUAUUUGUAGUGCUUUCUAAAACAGAGCUUACAGUAAGGUACAGUAAAGAUGACGACACGGACACGCUACAAACUGAGGCUACAGUUGCAGCCAGUUAAUGAACAUGGAAAGGAUGAGGAUAUCGCUACUGGUAGUACAAAAAGAAAAACCUGGCGGGAUAAACUUAAGAAAAACCCACAAGAAUAUGAGUUCCAGAAGCUGUCAGACAAACUAUACUCAAUGAAUUAUCGACAAAAUAUGAGCAAAAAGAAAAAAGCAGACUACAGAGAGAAAACCAGGCUUAGAAUGCAGAAGUAUCGAGAGAAAAAGAAAGCAAGCAAAGAAAAUCAAGCAAAGACUGAAACGAAAAAAAAUAAAGGAAAACUACCAAUGCCAAGGUCACAGAAAGCAACCGAUGAAAGAAGGAAAGAAAAGGAAAGGUUGAAGAAGCGAGCAUUAAGGAAACGUCCUGGCUACAAAGAAAGAGAAAAUGCAAUUAGAAGAGAAAAGAGAAGAAACGAGCGACAAGAACUACUGGAGUUCAGAAGAAUGAAAGCAGAGCAAUUAGAGAAAGAGAGGAAAGAAAGAGAAGAGGAAGAAAAGAGAAGAGAAAAAGAAGAACAAGAAAGGCUAAAGCAAAUUGAGGAGGAAAAGAGGCUGAAUGAGAUAGAACCAAUGCUGACUGAUAAAGAAAGUGAAAAGAAAAAGAAAGAGCAAGCCUGCAGAAACUUGAAGGCACUUGGAAUGGACAUAAAGGCACUUAAGAAAAGCAGAAGAAAGGCUGACCAUCCCAGAAAGCGCCUAGUCCUACAAAACAUACAUUAAGAAUUAUCGUCUUCAGCGGAAGGCCUCCGCAACUGUCAACACCACUUUUAAGUGGUGGUGACAGUUGCGGAGGCCUUAAAAAAAAUUUUUUAAAUUUAAAAAAAUUAAAAUUUCAAUUAAUUAAUUUGUUAGGAACAGAGGUGUUGAUGAUUAAUGGUUAAUGGUUUUCAAUUUUAUAAAGCGCAAAAUAUGAAGAGUCUCUAAGUGCUAAGUAACAUGCUAAGUAGCCUGAUAAUUUUUUAUCUAUAAGGUAGUUAACAGGCCCGUAUGUAGGUUGUUUAGGGACCCUGGCUGGGUCCACACGCUGAUAAGCUCUGACAAAGUACUGUGGCAUUUUGAGGCCCUAUUUAAUGGAUUUCUAUAACCCAUAAUUUGCCUUGGUUUCAAACUAUCGAUUGCGACCCAAGUUAAAGUCGCCAAAAUAGUUUACAGGUCGGCAGACGUUUAAUGUUUUAGGAGACUGGUAGCUCAGUGUCUCACUUUCUUUAAUUGGGCAUUUUUUCCAUAAAGUAAAAGUAGAUUUUUUUUCUAUCAUAUUGACCUUGAUUCUUAUGUUUGCUUCUUAUCGUUUACGCCUAAUCAAAUAUUGUUACCUGCUCUCUGACGUCUGGUGGAUCUAGGAUUUAACAAUAGGGGGUGAAUAAUGUUUGGUUUGAGUUUGGUGGGGGUGUGGGUUGACGUGGUUUUGGCAAGGGCACAGAUGUGUUUUGAAACCUCAGGCCUACCAUGGUUGGGCCUGAGGUGAGCAAAUUUUAGGAAAUAGUACCUCUAGAUGGCCGGAGAUUCAUCAUCAUCACUUUACCAUAGUCAAAAUGAAGCGCCAACAAAUUUCUCAUGAUCUUUUACCAGCGAUUUUCGGAAACCAUAGAAAUCUAAUGUGUGUGAUGUACCAUAGAAAAUAAAACUUAAAAACAUUGUCUUUGAUGUACUUACUUUACUAACUUCCAAGCUGUGAGGCCGUACAUCUACCUCAGCCCCACUAUUGUUUGGGUGGAGGUGAGAAGAUUUGAGGAAAUAGUACCUCUAGAUGCCCGGAAAUGAAACUUUUAUAUAGUAAAAUACAUUAUCACAUCACGAUUAUAUAGUCAAACUCAUAAGCGGCAACAAAUGUUCCAUGAUGUCUUACCAGCGAUUUUCGGCAACCAUAGAGAUGUAAUUAAUAUAUGCGUGAUGUAGGCCUACCAUAGAAAAUGAAACUUAAAAACUUGAUCUUUAAUGUAUUUCACUAUUAAGCUUGAAAGAGCUGUGAGUUCACAUCCAAUCAUGGUGGUGCUGAGGUGAGAAAAUUUGAAGAAAUAAUACCUCUAGAGGCCCACUAAUGACACUUUUGUAUAAUAAAAUUCAUUAUCACAUCAA
This is a messenger RNA of Anneissia japonica, 2235 nucleotides long. RefSeq names its product calponin homology domain-containing protein DDB_G0272472-like. The record is from RefSeq and is a predicted model, not a curated record. Bases 124 to 879 code for a protein of 251 amino acids. Lineage: Eukaryota; Metazoa; Echinodermata; Crinoidea; Comatulida; Comatulidae. The transcript is spliced from 3 exons.